Messenger RNA from Dreissena polymorpha, 1983 nucleotides. RefSeq names its product radial spoke head protein 6 homolog A-like. Gene Ontology annotation, cellular component: axoneme; radial spoke. Gene Ontology annotation, biological process: cilium assembly; cilium movement involved in cell motility; axoneme assembly. The transcript has 14 exons. NCBI's taxonomy places the organism in Eukaryota, Metazoa, Mollusca, Bivalvia, Myida, Dreissenidae. The record is from RefSeq and is a predicted model, not a curated record. The coding region runs from base 55 to 1785 and encodes 576 amino acids.
AAUAGGCGACGUGUUAAGAGUGGGACAUCACUAAAAAGAGAAAGAGAACCUGCAAUGAGCGCACCGGAUGUGAAGCGCAGCGUCCGGGGUCGCCGUGACAUUGAGAGUCUUGCGGGCUCUGAUGACGACUGGCUGUACACGCUGUCGGGAGAGGAGCGCGACUGGCUGAACGCUAAGAUGUUCCUGCUGUCACGCACCGACCCGGACACACCGAGUCUGUACGAGCACCUGUCCGAGCUGAUAACGCGCUGCCUGGACGUGGACUCGCCGGUCAGUCUGCGUGACCUGGAGGACCUUAGCAGCGCCAUGAAACGGGAGAGACUGGCGGCGUCCAGCGAGCUUCUGAGGGACGGACAGAGGAGGACCGCCACGGAGACGCUCGCAUUCGCGCAGUGGGCCAUGUUAAAGAAGCCACCGCCCCCUGUAGUUGACAUGUCGCCGGAUAUGGAGGAGGAGGAGAAGGCGGCGGAACAGCCUUUCCACGUAAUACCGGACAUGCAGAGGAUCGCAAUGCUCAUGGAGACGGCGGGUGUCGGGCUGCCAAGGGAGGAGUUCGUGAGGCUCGCACUUGCGCUGCGGGAAAUCACCGAGGCUAACACCGCCGUCAAGAGUAUACGGUAUUGGGGCAAGAUCCUUGGAACUAACCACAACUACCAUGUCGCUGAGGCGGAACUCAACGAGGACAGUUACGAAGAUAACGUCAUAGCUGAACAAGAACACGAACAUGAUGAACUCCCCAGCGAACUCAGAGCAAAAGACAGUACAUUACUCGAUGACCUGCUGAUGCCAGAUGAGUUGAAGCCCUCGUACCGUCCGCCUCCCAAGAUUCCGUGUGAGAGGCCGGGGCAGGGUCUCAACCGGAAGAUCUACUACGUCACACGCGAACCUGGGUUCUCAUGGACACGUUUACCACACGUCACACCAGCGCAGAUACAGGUGGCGCGGAAAAUACGAAAGUUGCUCACCGGAGAUUUGGACGCGCAGGUAAUAUCGUAUCCGCCUUUUCCCGGCUUGGAGCGGAACUAUCUGCGCGCCCAGAUAGCGCGUAUCAGUGCCGGGACGCAGGUGUCGCCGCUCGGCUACUUCCGGUUUGACGACGAGGGCGAGGAGGAAGAGGAGCAUGCGGAAGAAACGGGCGACGAAAGAAGCAGAAUCAUUAUUGACCUAGAGUUCGAUGGACUAUCGGCCAGGGACUUGGCGGACCAAGGGCUACAGGCGUGGGUGCACCACUCGGCUGCCAUCUUGCCUCAGGGCCGCACAACUUGGUGGAAUCCCGUGCAGCCUCGUCAUGAGCUAGCCGAGGAUGAGGAGGGGGAGGAGGACGAGGAAGAGCGCCAGGAACCAGACGAACCGGAACCGGAGGCGGGGCCACCGCUCCUCACGCCCCUGGCAGAAGAUGAAAAUGUCGGCGCCAGCCCAGCCUGGGUUGCAUGUCUUAGCUCCAAGUUCGUUCCGGAACACGCAAUUGCGGUGCUGCAGUCGAACACGUGGAAGGGGGCGUACGCCGUGGCAACAGAAAAGGGGAGGUUCUUUGAGAAUAUAUACAUCGGUUGGGGCCUCAAGAACACCGAAACAAGCUUUGAACCGGCACUGCCGGAGGAUCCGCAGCCAGAGUUCCCAAGCGGACCGGAAGUGACGGAACAGGACGACCCGACACCGGAAGAGGAGGCAGCAGUGCGCGCGGCGUUACAGGAAAAAGAACUCGAGGCGGAGUUGGAACAAGGUAUCCGUGAUGAAGAUGACGACGAAGUCGUGGAUGAUGAAGGAGGUUUUGACGAGGAGUGACAUCAUUAAAAGUGUGUGUAAAAUCUGCAACAAGAGAAACCAUGGCAAAGAGCGAGGCAUUUUUUAACAUUUAAUUUGAGCAUUAUAGCUUUACCUUAAAUAUGACGUGUUUGGCAGAUAUACGCGAGUGUGUGUUACUGAUGAACCUAUAUUGUAUAUAACACACAUUAAAUGUGGAUAUCUAUCACAAAAUAAAAA